Leptidea sinapis is the source of this 2412-nucleotide messenger RNA. RefSeq names its product ecto-NOX disulfide-thiol exchanger 2-like. The record is from RefSeq and is a predicted model, not a curated record. The transcript is spliced from 9 exons. NCBI's taxonomy places the organism in Eukaryota, Metazoa, Arthropoda, Insecta, Lepidoptera, Pieridae. Gene Ontology annotation, biological process: ultradian rhythm. Gene Ontology annotation, molecular function: RNA binding; protein-disulfide reductase activity. The coding region runs from base 241 to 2298 and encodes 685 amino acids. Gene Ontology annotation, cellular component: plasma membrane; external side of plasma membrane.
AAAUUCUCUUUGAUUCUAAGCAAUCGAGUGUGGACCGUGUUAAAUUGAAAAUUCUCUUUAAUAAAAAUAUUAUUUGGGUAAUUCGCCAGAGUUGUUGUUGAAUUGUAUUGGUAUACCAUUCCACAGAAGCCACAGUAGCAAGAAUAGAAUACGAAUAGAACAAUUUAAUUGGCAACAAGCUAACCCGUAAGCUCUGUUCUUCUUCUGUUGGUAAAUCUCAGACCAUAGUUUUAUACAAGUAUGAAUUCAUGGGGACAAGAUCAAUAUGGAAUGCCUAUGCCGAUGCCAGGAAUGAACCAAGUUAUGAGUAGUAUGAAUUCAGCCGUACAAAUGUUGCCUCAAAUGUGCCUUAUGCCGGAUGUAAACACGCCUCUCAAUCCAUCCGCAAUACCAGCGACUUUAAUAGGACCAGUACAGCCUGAGAACAUAUCCAAUCAAGAAAACGCUAUACAACCUAGUCAAGACCAAUUGUCUGGAAAUAAUGAUGAAUCAAGGCAAACAAGUGAUAAACACAACAAAGAUAGAUCAAGAGAUGGAAAUAAUCGGCGCCAUCGUUCAAGAUCUAAAGACAAUCGUGAUAGAUUUGAUAGGAGUGGUAGAAGAGACAGAAAUGAUCGACAUGAUAGAGACCGAACUGAUAACAGGAGAAGAGAUCGGAGUAGAAAGUCCAAAUGGGAAGAGGACAAUAACACCUUGAUGAACCAGCAGAAUGCAGCUAUCAGUAUGAAUAAUAUGGCUGUACAGGGCAUGAUGCAAUAUCCUAACAUGAUGCAAUAUCCUAACAUGAACAAUAUGAUGCUUCCGCAACAAUUGGAUGCAUCACAGAUGCCAGGAAUGAUGCCGACAAUGAAUAUGAUGGGUGGGAUGAUGCCAAACAUGAUCGACCAGAAUAUGAUGAUGGUGAACCAACAGCAACCGAUGCUGUUGAACAACCAACCAAUAUUCUUCAGCAGUGGACUAUUACUACCACCAAUCCCAGGAGAACAGGCUCCACUACGAAGGGAGAAGCCUAAAGGAUGCCGCACCGUAUCUGUUGGAGGUCUUCCGAAGACAGCAUCUAUUGAUGUUGUCGGUGAGAUAUUUCAGCGAUUUGGUGCUAUUGAUGAUGUCAAGUCUCCCAGGAUAGGAGUCUACUUAGUCAGAUAUGCAAGGCCGGAGAGUGUUGAGCAAGCGUUUGCUUUAUCAGGAUUUCGAUUGAAAUAUCAUGAUCAAAAUGAAAACGAGGCAACCCCUUUAUUUUUGGAUUAUGCUUUGAACCAAGACGAUCGGACCGAAUAUGAAAAAGCUCAAAGGAGAAGAGAGCCCACACCACCCCGGGUUGAACCAUUUAAUCAAUCCAAUCUGAGUACCAUUGCUGAACAAAUUAAAAGCGAAGAUAAAUUUGCGGCUUCUGCUCAUACUUUGGCAUACUGGCUUGAGCGUGGCGAAUGUAACAAAAAGAACGCAAAUGUGUUCUAUUCUUUGAUACAAGCGAGCAACAAUCAAAUCCGCCGCCUGUUUAAUGAGAAAAUGCAACUGGAUGAAGAAUAUCAAACUCUGAAGACUCAAAUCAAGGAAAAGUUCUCCCACGUCAUCCAUCAAUUCGAGCAGGUUGCGAAAAUACUUUCGGCGGCGAAACAUCAACGCGUUUCUGAUCACUUCACGAAGCAACAGCGCAGGAACAUCGAGAUGUGGCUUAAAAUGACCGAGGAACUGGAAAACAUCAGAGAAGAGUAUAAUGCAACAUUUGACGAAGAUGAGGAAAAGGUUGACAAACCGGGUAAGAAUAUGGUUCCUUUGGAGAAAUAUGAAGAAUUGAGGAUGGAGAAUGAGAAUUUGACGUAUGAGCUGGAGGGAUACAAAAACGAGGCACAUUUGGCUAAGAGUGAGGCUGAAAGGAAGUUUGAGAAAUUCAAGGCACAUUUCAUUGCUGAAAACGCUUUAAAAAAUAAUAAUCAGACCUUCCCACCUCUGCCACCUCCACCGAAAGUACCGGACAUUCUACAGAAACCGAUGCCCCCACCACCGACACCAGACGACAACAAAGUGGUCACCUCCGGUCCUGCUGUACCACCUUCAGAAGCUAAACUUAUCAGCAUCUUAACCGCAUUCCUCAUGGUUCAUCCUUUAGGGGCUUCACUAGACUAUCUGGUGUCGUAUGUACGAUCAAUGACGCCAAACGUCACUCACGGGACCGUUUUAGACAUAUUGCAAAAGUAUUCUGACGUGUUCCUGUGUCAAACUCGAGGCGUGGGAGCAACCAUAGAGCAUAGAUGGACUUAUAUCACGUUUGACAUAAUUAAAACCGAAAUAAUUUAAUGUCAAAUAAUUUUUAUAGUAGACUAUAUUUUUGGUAAAGCUUUUUAAUUACAUAAACUAGAUAUUUUGUAAUGUUAAGUAACUAAAUAAUGUCAAUAAAGUUUUUAGAUUUUA